AUGCCUUUCUACAAAUCCACAACUACAAUCGAGGACUGGGCUCGUUCUGAGAAGUUCCAUGAUUCUUUCCUCCUCUCCAAAGACUACAUUCUCGACGCUGUUGCUAACCACAGCGCCAGUCUCGGACUUCCAGACGUAGCUGUUUCCGAGUCCCAGGGCAAAUUCCUGAAUCUUCUCGCCCGGAGUAUUGGUGCAAAGCGUAUUCUUGAAAUAGGAACUCUCGCAGGAUUCUCUGCAAUCCAAUUCGCCCGUGCCGUUCCGGAUGAUGGUAAUGUUACCACACUCGAGUUAGAUCCUCUCCAUGCCAAAGUCGCCUCAGAGAAUUUUGAAAGAGCAGGCGUAGCCAAGAAAAUCACCCUGUUAGUUGGACGCGCAGCAGACUCAUUGGUCGCAUUGGAUCCCGAGAAAUUGUUCGAUCUGGUUUUCAUUGACGCCGAUAAGUUGUCCAACGUCAUAUACUAUACUGAAGCCAAACGCCUCCUUCGAUCUGGGGGUAUCAUAAUCGUCGACAACGCAGUGUAUGACGGAAAAGUUGCAGAUCUUGAGUUCAAUGACGACUGGGCGUUAGGUGUUCGUGAACUUCUUGCAGUGAUGAAAGAUGACAAGGAGGUAGAAGCCGUUACUAUCCCAACUGUUGGAGCGAGAGGAUUCGAUGGUUUUAUAUACGCGAUUCGGAAGUAG
Messenger RNA from Psilocybe cubensis, 681 nucleotides. RefSeq lists its product as uncharacterized. Bases 1 to 681 code for a protein of 226 amino acids. The transcript is spliced from 4 exons. Gene Ontology annotation, molecular function: S-adenosylmethionine-dependent methyltransferase activity; O-methyltransferase activity. Lineage: Eukaryota; Fungi; Basidiomycota; Agaricomycetes; Agaricales; Agrocybaceae. The record is from RefSeq and is a predicted model, not a curated record.